GGAAGUGGCGACGCUGGCGGCCCCGGAGCCUGCGGACGGCGGCGGCGGCGGCGGCGGCGGGCCGGGGGGGCGGCGCGGACCCCCGCGGCGCCGGCUGGGGCAUCACCGCCGGCCUCGACCCCGAGAUGGCGCUGCUGGCCGAGCACCUGCUCAAGCCGCUGCCCGCCGACCGCCAGAUCGAGACGGGGCCCUUCCUGGAGGCGGUGUCCCACCUGCCGCCCUUCUUCGACUGCCUUGGCUCUGCCGUCUUCACGCCCAUCAAGGCGGACAUCAGCGGCAACAUCACGAAAAUCAAAGCCGUGUACGACACUGACCCCACCAAGUUCCGGACGCUGCAGAACAUCCUGGAGGUGGAGAAGGAGAUGUACGGGGCUGAGUGGCCCAAGGUCGGCGCCACGCUGGCUCUGAUGUGGCUGAAAAGGGGUCUUCGCUUCAUCCAGGUCUUCCUCCAGAGCAUCUGUGACGGGGAGCGGGACGAGAACCACCCCAACCUCAUCCGCGUCAACGCCACCAAGGCCUACGAGAUGGCCCUGAAGAAGUACCACGGCUGGCUGGUGCAGAAGAUCUUCCAGGCCGCGCUCUACGCCGCCCCCUACAAGUCGGACUUCCUGAAGGCGCUGUCCAAGGGCCAGAAGGUGACCGAGGAGGAGUGCCUGGAGAAGACCCGCCUCUUCCUGGUCAACUUCACGGCCACCAUCGACGUCAUCUACGACAUGUACACCAAGAUGAACGCGGAGCUCAACUACAAGGUCUAGGCCCUGGCGCCCGGCCGGCAGCGUCCCCAGGUGGCCCUGGGUCACUCCGGGGGGCCCCUCGGACACCAGCGCCUCCCUGAGGCCGCUAAGCCCGGCCUGGGGCUGCACGCACAAGCCCACCGGGGGCAGUUUUUUUGUUUUUUUUUUUGUUGUUUUUGGUUUUCGUUUUGAGCCAUACCCCACGAUGCUCAGGGCUGACUCCUGGCUCUGCACUCAGGGACGACUCCUGGCAGAGCUCAGGACACCUGAUGGGAUGUCGGGGAUCCACCCGGGUGGGCCUCGCGGGCCAGGCAGACGCCCACCCACUGCACUGUGUCGCCGCCGUGCGCCCCACACGCCCAUUUUUUCCUUUUUUUUUUUUUUUGUUUUAAUUUGCAAGACACCCUUGGGGUCUGUCCCCACCGAGCAGGACACAGCCGUCCUCCUUGCAGGUCGCCUUGGGACCUCGCCGGCGCACGAUGGGCCUGACGCUUUGGUUUCUGUGUGUGGGGGUGGGCGGGGGAUCCAAUGAGCCAAGUCCCAGGGGCUCCUUUUUUUUCCUUUUUAAUCACGCAGGCGAGCACGGCCCCUCCGCCCCCCACACCAUCGGCACCCCCCCCCCCCAAGACAAGCACCCUCGUGAGACGCAGGCGGAAGCGGUCUGGGGCGUGUCAGGGACCAGGGCUUGGAUCUGAAAUCACACAGAGCCCCCCACCCGGGAGGGGAUUUUAUUUUUUUUAAGCAGCCUGGCCCGUGCGCGCCUGUGGUCGGGCAGCCCCGCGGGCGGCUCCCUGAUUACAGAGCUGCCCGCUCUCGCCCUCUGGGCCCAGCUUUUUAUAGCUCAGACCAACCAGCGAGUCCUUGAGGAGGGGGCUUUAAUUUCAGAGCGCUCAGACGAACAGCGGCACACCCCCCGACGACUGCACUGUGUUCUUCUGCAGUUUCCUUCUCCUGCACCCCGGGGAAAACACCCCCCCCCACCGUGGGGGUCCUCUCAAGGGGGGGGGGACGCGGGAAGCACCUCACUGCCUUAAGCAUCCUGCCCGGCCAGCGAGAAGCGGAACUGUCUGGGCGGGCAGAGUCACUCCCAAAGAAUCGUUAAUGUGUGUG
Sorex fumeus (smoky shrew) is the source of this 1844-nucleotide messenger RNA. RefSeq names its product glycolipid transfer protein (gene GLTP). The record is from RefSeq and is a predicted model, not a curated record. The transcript is spliced from 5 exons. NCBI's taxonomy places the organism in Eukaryota, Metazoa, Chordata, Mammalia, Eulipotyphla, Soricidae. Gene Ontology annotation, biological process: ceramide transport; intermembrane lipid transfer. Gene Ontology annotation, molecular function: ceramide 1-phosphate binding; ceramide 1-phosphate transfer activity. Gene Ontology annotation, cellular component: membrane; cytosol; cytoplasm. The coding region runs from base 126 to 755 and encodes 209 amino acids.